Molecule: messenger RNA, 2053 nt
Organism: Ictalurus punctatus (channel catfish)
Lineage: Eukaryota; Metazoa; Chordata; Actinopteri; Siluriformes; Ictaluridae
Gene: pdpk1a
Product: 3-phosphoinositide dependent protein kinase 1a
Exons: 14
Coding region: 279-1877 (532 amino acids)
Biological process (GO): peptidyl-serine phosphorylation; intracellular signal transduction
Molecular function (GO): protein serine/threonine kinase activity; ATP binding
Source: RefSeq, a predicted model, not a curated record
CCUUCAGCAGGAAGUGUGAGUGUGAGUUCUCAGCUCUGUCUCCCCGGGACGGAUUACAGCAGACGGGCUGUUUUUAGCUUUAGCCCGGCUUUAGGAGCUAAUCAGCGUGGGGAGUGGCGCAGGGUUUCUGUUUUGUUUUGGUUUUAUUUUUUACAACACCUCACACACGUUUCGGGUGCGAAGUAUUCAGCUGAAACACUGAUUGUGUCUACAGAGAAUCUUCUGUGAUGCUGCGACGAAAACCUGGAGUUUUAUAACCAGGAUAAACUCGCUUGUUGAUGAAGUUCAAAGCUAGCCGUGAUGCUGCCCUCGUCCAGACCUCGCUGUGUGCCUGCGCUCCUCUCUCCAUGGUAAGCGGACAGCGCAGGAAGCUCAAGGCGGCCGAAGGUAUGGAGGCCCCUGUUUCUCAGACACAAACUUUACACACCCAGCACAAGAAACGACCCGAGGACUUCAAAUUCGGCCGAAUCCUCGGUGAAGGCUCCUUCUCAACCGUGGUUUUAGCAAAAGAGCUUUCUACAGGAAAGGAAUAUGCAAUCAAAAUUCUGGAGAAGCUGCACAUCAGGAAGGAGAAUAAAACACACUAUGUAAAAAGGGAGCGGGACAUCAUGUCCAGCAUAGAUCAUCCCUUUUUUGUAAAGCUCUACUUCACAUUUCAGGAUGCUGAAAAAUUAUAUUUUGGACUUAGUUACGCUAAGAACGGCGAACUGCUCCGCUACAUUCGCAAAAUAGGCUCUUUCGAUGAGACCUGCACACGCUUUUACGCCGCAGAAAUAGUCUGCGCUCUUGAGUAUCUACAUUCAAUAGGAAUCAUUCACAGGGACCUGAAACCAGAGAAUAUUUUACUGAGCGAGGAGAUGCACGUUCAGAUUACGGAUUUUGGAACGGCGAAGCAGUUUUCCUCCGAUAGCUCUCAAACGAGAGCGAACUCUUUUGUCGGGACGGCGCAGUAUGUUUCUCCAGAACUGCUGACUGAAAAAUCAGCAUGUAAAAGUUCGGACCUUUGGGCUCUAGGCUGUAUAGUUUACCAAUUGGUGGCUGGAUUGCCCCCCUUCAGAGCAGCGAAUGAAUACUUGAUAUUCCAGAAGAUAAUAAAACUGGAGUAUGAAUUUCCAGAGAAAUUCUUUCCCAAAGCUAAGGAUCUGGUGGAGAAGCUAUUAUGUCCAGACCCCACCAAGCGUCUAGGCUGUGAGGAGAUGGGGGGCUACAAUCCCCUGAGAGCCCACGCCUUCUUUGAGAGCAUCUCUUGGGAGAACCUCCAUCUGCAGACUCCUCCGAAACUCACCCCGUACCUGCCAGCCAUGGCCGAGGAUGAGGAGGAGUACUACGGCAAUUAUGAUGACCUCCUGAGUCAGUUCAGCAGCAUGGAGGUGGUUCACUCCAGUUCCUCGCAGGCUCUGUCGGUGCUGACCACGUUGUUGCCCCAGAGAUCCACCAGCAACAUCGAGCAGUACAUCCAUGACCUGGACAGCAACUCCUUUGAGCUGGACCUGCAGUUCUCCAGCGAGGAGAAGCAGCUGCUGUUGCAGAAGCAGACCAGCAGGAACCCCUGGCACCAGUUUGUUGAAAACAACUUGAUAUUAAAAAUGGGACCAGUUGACAAAAGAAAGGGCUUGUUUGCUCGUCGAAGGCAGCUGCUACUGACGGAGGGGCCGCAUCUUUACUACGUAGAUCCUGUGAAUAAAGUCCUCAAAGGGGAGAUCCCAUGGUCUCCUGAGCUGCGACCAGAAGCCAAGAACUUCAAGACUUUCUUCGUCCACACGCCACACAGGACGUAUUAUUUAAUGGACCCCAACGGCAAUGCGGACAAAUGGUGUAAGAAGAUCCAAGAAGUCUGGGGAAAGAUUUACCACAAUCAUCAGAAUACAGACAUGUAGAGAGGCGAUAUGAAUGAGAGAGAGAGAGAGAGAGACAAGGCACAUCCUCGUGAACUGAGCCUUUUAGUAGUUAAGCACUUCUAAAGACUUUGGCAAGACCAGCAUUUUAGGAUUAAUUUAAACGUUCAUUCGGCAGUAGGCUUGUGCGAUAUAUAUAUAUAUAUAUAUAUAUAUAU